GACAUACUAUGUGUAUAGUUGAUUUAUGAGAGGAAGAGACAACAUUUGAUGGCAGCCAUUCAUGUGCUUGUUGUGUUUCUUUCAUUUACUUCCCUCUCUAUCCUAAUGGGGUGUGAGCAUGAUGAGGAUAAUACAUAUGCUCAAGAGAUUGUAACUUCAGCCCAAAAAGAACAAGAUUGGUUGGUUUCAGUGAGAAGGGAGAUUCAUCAACACCCAGAAUUAGCCUUUCAAGAAAACACAAGUACUUUUAUACGCAAGGAACUUGACAUACCUUAUACAUACCCAGUCUGCCAAAACAGUUAUAGUUGCCCAAAUUGGCUCUGGUUCUCCACCCAUCAUUUCUAUUCGUGCUGAUAUAGAUGCAUUCCUCCUGCAAGUUCCCUGCAAUUACAAAUUUUCUGCAUUCACGCAUUCUGCACAUCCUCGGUCGUUGUCAAGAUCGGAUGGUCCUGAUUUAGUGCUCGGUAAUUUUUAUUUUAAAACAAAUUAAAAGUUGCAUUGAAUUAUGGACUGCCUGAUCUUGAUUACGACCGCAAAUGUGCCUCAUUGGUGUGAGUGGCAAAUUUGUGAUUGCACACAGUUUGAUUUCACUCCUCUUGCAGGAGCUUAGUGAUGAGUGAGAAUUCAAGAGCAAAGUUAAUGGCAGAAUGCAUGCUUGUGGAGAUGAUGCUCAUGCUACUAUGCUACUUGGGGCUGCAAAGUUGCUCAAUCGGCGCAAAAAUAAGCUUAAGAUGGUGACGUUGUCUCUGAUUUCGCUUCCGCUAGGGUUCCGAUUCCGACCUACAGACGAGGAACUUAUCGAUUACUACCUUCGUUUAAAGAUUAACGGCAAUGGUGACGAGGUUCAGGUUAUCCGAGAAAUCGAUGUCUGCAAAUGGGAACCCUGGGAUAUGCCCGAUUUGUCAGUGAUAAAAGACAAUGACCCAGAGUGGUUCUUCUUCUGUCCACAGGAUCGACAAUAUCCAAAUGGGAAUCGAUUGAACAGAGAAACAAAUCAUGGAUAUUGGAAGGCAACAGGGAAGGAUCGUAAAAUCAAAUCUGGAACCAUCUUGAUUGGGAUGAAGAAGACAUUAGUUUUCUACAUUAGUCGUGCACCUAACGGGAGGAGGUCUAAUUGGGUAAUGCACGAGUAUCGUCCCACCCUUGAGGAGCUUGAUGGAACGAACCCAGGACAGAAAGCAUAUGUGCUAUGUCGAUUAUUUAAGAAAAACGAUGAGAGCCUUGAAGUUUCAAACUGUGGUGAGGGGGAGCAAACUAAUUCAGCUCCAGAAGAACUACAAUCUGAUCCAGCCCCCAUUACAGUAUCCACAUCACAGGUCAGACAAGAGGAUAAGCAGCAGGCCGUUAUCCCUGGUAUCUCAGAGGAAAAGUGAUGGAUAUGGAGUGCAUGAGGUCCAAAAUCAAACUGGAAAACUAGCUGCAUUGAGUUUUAAUCUAUUAGGAUUUAUUUGAUAUGCAUUGAAAGGGUGAAGAAAUUUUACAUUGUCAAUCAUUCAUACUUAGUUGGUGUAUAAUAUUAUUUAUGUAUCACCUAUUACCACCCAGCUGGCUAGUCUAUAAACUCUGUUGUUUUACAUUUGAACAAUUUCUUCAUUUUCAGUUUUAUUCCAGUUUCACUUUUUAAA
Molecule: messenger RNA, 1625 nt
Organism: Medicago truncatula (barrel medic)
Lineage: Eukaryota; Viridiplantae; Streptophyta; Magnoliopsida; Fabales; Fabaceae
Product: protein NTM1-like 9
Exons: 5
Coding region: 648-1373 (241 amino acids)
Biological process (GO): regulation of DNA-templated transcription
Molecular function (GO): DNA binding
Source: RefSeq, a predicted model, not a curated record